AACCCAUCCUUCAAAUACAAAACCGCCCCGCUGCACUGGGACGAAUCUACCGUCUCCUCCCACUCGGACCGCGCUUUUGGCUGAUAAGUGUGGCUUUAUUCGGACCUACAUUCAAACCACCGAAGACUUCAAACAUCGCACGAUUUAUCAGCACUUCGACCGACCUUCUUUCUUGAGCCGCCUCUCCAAGGCGAAACGCUCGGAAACGACCUCCUCCAAUAUGAGUAACUCCUCCGCUGAGAUUCCUGUGGACGACACAUAUUCUACAUAUGAGAAUGGAGAUGUCUACCCUGAUGAUGAUGGGAGCUAUUCGUCCGGACGGACAUUGGCGACGACGACGACCAUGUACCGGCAUGAGAAUGGAAGGACAUAUCAUGCGUAUCGAGAUGGAGAGUACUGGCAACCCAACGAUGAGAAGCAGAACAACCAUGAGGCUAUCGUCCACCAUCUGUGCAUCAUGACACUGCAGGACAAGCUCUUCCUCGCACCUAUCGAAGAUCCAAAAGUCAUCCUCGAUCUCGGCACCGGCACCGGCAUCUGGGCAGCCGACAUCGCCGACAAAUUCCCCACCGCAGAAGUAAUCGGCACCGACCUCUCCCCGGUAGCACCAGGCAUGCACCCCUCCAACUGCCGCUUCGAAAUCGACGACAUGGCCUCCGAAUGGGUCGCCUUCCCCCCCUCCUCCAUCUCCUUCAUCCACAUCCGGGGCCUCUUCGGCUCCAUCGCCGACUGGCCCUCGCUCUACGCUCAAUGUUACACGCACCUCGAACCCGGUGGGUGGAUCGAGCAGGUGGAGUUUAGUAUCCACAAUCGAUCCGCGGAUGGACGGCUUGAUGGAGGGAGUACGUUGGGUAGGUGGAGUGGGAACGCGAUGAGUAUUGCCGAGGGGACGGGCAAGACGUUUGAGAUUGCGGAGAAUAUGGCGGGAUUGAUUGGGGAGGCGGGGUUCGAGGGGGUGGUGGAGAGGGUUUUUAAGUGGCCGAUUGGGCCGUGGAGUAGUGAUAAGCGGUUGAAGGAGUUGGGACGUUGGAAUCUCCUCAACUGGGAAGAGGGCAUGGAAGGGUGGUGUAUGGCUCCGUAUACACGGGUUCUUGGGUGGUCCCCAGCCGAAGUCCAAGAAUGGCUCGUCAACAUUCGCAAAGCUCUUCGUGAUCGAAAAGCACACGUCUACCACGAAGUACGAGUGGUGUACGCCCGCAAACCCUUCGAGGCCACCUGA
Molecule: messenger RNA, 1219 nt
Organism: Zymoseptoria tritici IPO323
Lineage: Eukaryota; Fungi; Ascomycota; Dothideomycetes; Mycosphaerellales; Mycosphaerellaceae
Exons: 10
Coding region: 221-1219 (332 amino acids)
Molecular function (GO): methyltransferase activity
Source: RefSeq, a predicted model, not a curated record